Molecule: messenger RNA, 2760 nt
Organism: Xyrichtys novacula (pearly razorfish)
Lineage: Eukaryota; Metazoa; Chordata; Actinopteri; Labriformes; Labridae
Source: the annotation of a GenBank genome assembly
AUGGAUGGUGAAUUUGAUCGUGAGGUAGAUGAUGAUGGGUGGGGCCCGUUAUCUCUACAGGCAGAGUGGAUCUUAAAGGGCAUAGGGAAAGAAGAUGGAGUUGUGGUGACAGCGAAAGGGAGGGAAAAGUAUGCUGAUAUGCUGCAAGAGCUUAUCGAAGGGAGAGAAAAUGAAAGAUCCUCACUAGGAGAUCUCAUCUGGGUACGUGGGAAAGAAGAGCUAGCAAAAGGAGAUGCAGCAAGGAAGAAAGCAGCGCUAGGCAGCAUUUUGCUCCGCAGAAAAUAUAAACAGGCCGUAAAAAAGCAUUUUAGAAGACUUGCUAGGUGGCAGACGUUGGGAGUAGCCCACAGAGGGACAGAGCAUCUUACUAAUGUAAAAAAGGCAGCUGAGAAAGGUUUGACAGGGAUUACCCCCACCCCAAAUACAGACAUGAGAUUAUUCAAAUCAGCACACACACACAGUAAGACACAGAAGGACACACCCACCAACAUAAAGGGUGCCACCCCAGCUCCGCCUCCACCAGCUACCCCUCCCUCUAUCCUGCCUCCUCCCACCGCUGAACGAACGAAUCCUUUCUCAGGUCUCCACCCCUCAGCUCCGCCUCCCACAGCUCCGCCUCCCAAAGCUCCGCCUCGACCCCCACCUUACCACUCCGCUCAGUCUGGUUUUCACAGAAAAAAACUCUCACCCACUAAUCCUUUUGUGAGCACUUCUCUCUACCCAGUGAUCAACAUCAAUGAAGGACAUCUGAAGAUUGACAUACCCCCCACCAUGAUGCCUCAACAGCCGGACCCCUCCCUGACUUCUCACAUUCCUGGACACAAGGCACCAUCCAUGGCCUCUAGGACUUCUGGUACCACCACCAUCGACCUCUCAGACUACGAGGACAGAGAAGGCAACAAUACCUACAGAGACAUGGAUGAAGACAGCGACUCUGAAGCCGAGGACAGCGAGGAGGAGGAAGAGGAGGACCAGCUCGAUGCACCAUUCGGAGACCGUCAGGCCCGCUUUUUGAGUGAGUUUAAAAAAGAAUUACAAUUUAAAUCUUUGCCCACACCAGAUUCACUGCCCGCACCUGAGCCACAGCAGAGAUCCACCCCCAGGGGAUAGGUUAAGACGGUGAUACCGUCCCCGAACAGAGGCUCACAGAGUCCACAGAGUUUGCCCUGCACAGCCCAACUCACGGUAAGAGGUACAUAUGACCCCAAUCCUACCAAGAGCACUCUCAAUAAAAUACUGCAAGACACCCUAGAUGUUACAGGUGCAGAGCUCAUGCGCAGCAGAGUGGAGGAGGAACUCAGACAGGAAGUGAGAGACGAAAUGCUCAGCACCAUGAGAGAUGAGAUGCAGAGGACCACCAGAGGCUCCACCGUCAACUAUACGGAUAACACGGACGCCAGUGAAGCCAUGGCCCGACCCACUGCCACCCUGGAGGAACAGCAGCGUAUGACGAACGAAAAAAGGGUGAGUGCACCUCUCAGCCACCAUCACUUCACACGCUCAAAAGCCAUGUUACCUCCAGCAUAUCCAGACGCAGCUACAGCACACCACAGCUCCUCCGCUUUCCCUCUGGUUGAAUCCAGUGGUGGACACAAAAUCUAUAAACCAUUCGCUGUUAGCGAUACACAAACCAUCAGUGAUAAGCUGCCCCCCAUCUCUGAGGGAGGCAACUUAUGGCUGGACAAAUUGGACUGCCUGACUAAAGGCCAAGAUCUAGCCCUCGGCGAUUUCAGGGCUAUUCUCGUGCUCUGUGUCACCCCUACCGAACUCAGGGACAUCGAAACCUGUGCAGGCACCAUUUCCUGCAAUGAUGACAGGCAGCUAGUCACAGUAAUUAGGGCUCUGCGUAACGAGCUCCGUUCCAAAUACCCGCUUCCCAACGGUCCAAUGAUCCCCAAGUUCUCAUGGGACAAAAGUCUCUCUCCUAGCGAGUAUCUAGCCCAGUGCAAGGAACAAUGGUCCAAAUAAACGGGGGUUCACCCCAGUAAGGGCCAGGAACAUUGGUUUAGAGAUGCUGUAAUUAAAGGUGUUCCAGCAGACGUUAGAGAACACUUGGAAAACAGCCCAGACCUUCCGGGCUCAACCUGCCUGGUGUGGGAACGACAUCUCAAACACCACCUACAGAGAGCGAAAGACAGAGCUGACAAAGAAGGUGAUGAUGACAAAGACAUGCAGAGACAACUUAUGAAGCUGCAGCUCACCCAGGCUCGGAGAAAUAUCACUGAGGGUAAGAAAGAUCGUAAUACAGAUAAAAUUAUGAUUGCCGCUGCCUCUAACGACCCACAGAUUUCACCUGACAUGUACCCAGUGCCCCAGCGGGCAGAUUGUUCUCCCUAUUCUCCUCCCACAGAUCAAUCUCAGGGUUCGUGGGGCGGAGGACGUGGAGCGAGGUCUGGUGGACCCUACAGGGGAGGAGGUUUCCAGGGCAGCAGGAGAUUUCGUAACAACGGCCCUCCCCGCCAGGGCGGUUACUGGAAUCAGGCACAAACAGCACCUACACGCAACAACGCCUGCCACUCCUGCGGCAUGAAUGGACACUGGUGGCGUGAAUGUCCGAACUAUCCACCAAACCCUCCGCAGCAACACAGCUACCCGAUGCGUGGCAUGGCCCGUGGACCACCUCCGCUGAGACAGGGAGGACCACCCCCACGGCAGCAGCAGCAGCAACAGCAGCAGCAGCAGGCCCACCAGUUUCCAGUCGCAGUCACUGCCUGGGACCAGACCUGGGAGGCUCAGGACGCCUACCAGUAUCCUCAAUGA